AUGAAAAUGCAUAAAGUAACUCAAGCAAACAAAGAAACUGAACAGGAAAUGGAAACCGGAAAACUGGAUGAGGCAUUUGAUGGUGAAGAAGAACCAGCUACAGAACAUGUUGACACUAUUGAUGUGGACGCGUUAGAUGGUGAAGAUGCCACUCUAGACAUAGAGAAGGAGAAACAAGAUAAAGAAGAAGCAGAGAAGCAAAAGCUGGACAAGGAAAAGGUACAGUGCCUAGAAGAAGUUGCCGAAGCAAACACAAAGAAGAAGCAGGAGAAGGCACUCAACACUGCUUUAGCAAAUAAACUGAAUGAGCUCCGGAUUGCCUCUCAUGAUGCAGGUGGUAGAAAAGGUGAAAAACAAACUGUUGUGGAGUCUAAAGAGGACACUAAGGAGGGUGAUGGUGGGAAUUUAAAUAAGAACGAUGAGGAUGAAUUGGUGACUAGGGAGGUUGGGGUUGGUGAGGAGGUUGACAUUGACCCUCCUCUGAAUUAUCAGGAUGUGAUGGGAGAGAAUGUGGACCCUACUGAAGAGUUGUACAAGGUGGCCCCAAUCGAAAUACUACAAAAGAUGGAACCUGUUAAUGUGUUUGGGCAGAGUAUUGGGGAUGAGGUGGAUGAGGAGAAAGAAGGGGAUGGAUUAGGUAGUGAUGUGGAGAAAAAUGACAAGGGAAGAAAGGGGAGCAACAAGAAGAAAGGGGUGAGGAAAGAGGAGAAGAGGAGUUGCUAA
Molecule: messenger RNA, 723 nt
Organism: Cryptomeria japonica (Japanese cedar)
Lineage: Eukaryota; Viridiplantae; Streptophyta; Pinopsida; Cupressales; Cupressaceae
Exons: 3
Coding region: 1-723 (240 amino acids)
Source: RefSeq, a predicted model, not a curated record